Molecule: messenger RNA, 954 nt
Organism: Fusarium mangiferae
Lineage: Eukaryota; Fungi; Ascomycota; Sordariomycetes; Hypocreales; Nectriaceae
Exons: 1
Coding region: 1-954 (317 amino acids)
Source: RefSeq, a predicted model, not a curated record
AUGAGUCUGAAGCCAUCCAGCUUUGGAGAUGAAAGCGCGUCCGGGUUCCGUCAUGAGGAUCAGUUUGACGGGCCAGUCCGCGAAGACGGAGGAGAAAAUGUCGAUAGUGGGUUUGUUGUACUCGACGAACGAGGGGGAAGUCCUGGUAGAGAUACCAGCCCAUCCUCCACCGAUGUUGGCCAGAGUCAUGGUGAUGCCGAGUUCGGUCUUGACACGGUCGAAGACACCACGGAAGAGCUGCCCAAACUGGACAAAAGCGUCGAUAGCGACGUUUUGAGUCCCAGGGUGACCCGAGAGACCAAUGAAAGUGAGACCAUGCGCCUGAGCUUCCUCGAUGAUAGUGAAGGCCAUUUCGGGAUCGACCCCAAACUUGGCAGAGAAGGGCUUGUCGGAACCUUUUCCAGAACAGACAAGACGACAGAAAGGCUUGAUGCUAGCGAGAAUAGUGGCCACAUCACAACCCUUACGUUUCGCAACGCGACCAGCUGCCUCGAUCAUACGAUGGACCUGCGAAGUGCUAUCAACAGCAUAGUACUGAAUACCAACUUCAAUACCCCACUCAAGCUCGUUGGUUGGAAGAUUGCAGUUCCCAAGCGAAAUACGAGCGGGAUUGAUGCCUCUAUCGACAAGGGGUUUGGCUUCACCCUUAGAGGCACAGUCGAAACCACAUCGAAGCUGGUCGUACACGUCGGUGACGGGAUUACCGGAGCAGGCCUUGACGGCGGCAAAGUGGACGACGUCGAUGUUGGCGGUGGAUGGCAUGGAGGCUAUGAAGUCGCGGACGGUGUCUUCGACGGUUGCGACGUCGAUGACGAAGAGGGGCUUCUCGCGGUACUCGAGGGGGUGAGCGUUGUGGUGCUUGAAGGUGUCUUGGAUGCCGGGGGACAUCUUGGAUGGGUAGAUGAUGGGUGCGGAGGGAGCCAUGAUGGGCAGACAGUUGGGAUGAAAGGUUGA